This is a messenger RNA of Capsicum annuum, 1243 nucleotides long. Its product is annotated as NADP-dependent D-sorbitol-6-phosphate dehydrogenase. The record is from RefSeq and is a predicted model, not a curated record. Gene Ontology annotation, molecular function: aldose-6-phosphate reductase (NADPH) activity; aldose reductase (NADPH) activity. Gene Ontology annotation, cellular component: cytosol. Lineage: Eukaryota; Viridiplantae; Streptophyta; Magnoliopsida; Solanales; Solanaceae.
AGAAAUGGAGAUUACACUGAACAGCGGGUACAAAAUGCCGAUGAUUGGACUUGGUGUUUGGCGAAUGGAAGGCAAAGAUAUCAAAAAUCUGCUCAUCAACGCCAUCAAAAUUGGAUACCGUCACUUCGAUUGUGCUGCUGACUAUCGAAAUGAAGCUGAAGUUGGGGAAGCACUUGCAGAAGCGUUUCAAACGGGGCUCGUCAAGAGGGAGGAUCUUUUCAUUACAACCAAGCUUUGGAACUCAGACCAUGGUCAUGUUCUUGAGGCCUGUAAAGACAGUCUUAAGAAGUUACGCCUUGAUUAUCUGGAUCUCUACCUUGUUCAUUUCCCUGUAGCCACAAGACAUACAGGAGUUGGUACAACAGAUAGUGCAUUGGGUGAGGAUGGUGUUCUUGAUAUAGACACCACCAUAUCAUUGGAGACUACUUGGCACGGAAUGGAAAAUCUAGUAUCCCUGGGGUUGGUUCGCAGCAUAGGAAUCAGCAACUAUGAUGUCUUUCUCACCCGAGAUUGCCUAGCAUAUUCCAAAGUGAAGCCUGCAGUGAAUCAAAUUGAAACUCAUCCUUAUUUCCAGCGUGAAUCUCUUGUCAAAUUCUGCCAAAAGCAUGGCAUCUGUGUUACAGCACACACCCCACUUGGUGGUGCUGCCGCUAAUGCUGAAUGGUUUGGUACAGUGUCAUGCCUAGAGGACCCGGCUCUAAAAUGUCUAGCUGAGAAAUAUAAGAAGACUGUUGCCCAGGUUAUUCUGCGCUGGGGCAUCCAACGGAACACAGUUGUGAUUCCAAAAUCAUCGAAACUGGAGAGACUGCAGGAGAAUUUCAACGUUCUCGUCUUUGAGCUCACCAAAGAAGACAUGGACGUCAUCAAAAGUUUGGACCGCAACUACAGGACCAACCAACCUGCAAAGUUUUGGGGCAUAGAUCUGUAUGCGUAAAAGUUUCAUAUGCCUCAUCUUGGCACCAAGGUUGGUAUAGGAACCAGGAAAAGGGACAAGCUACUUAGACCAGCAUCUUAUUUGAGUAUGGCAGAGUGAGUUUAUGUUAUAGGAUAUGAGGGAGUCUGACUAUUCACUGUUCUACCUGUGAUGUAAUUUAUGUUUUUUCAUUUCAAACUAGUGUACUAAGGAUGAUGGAUGAUGGUUGGUUGAGUUUAUGGGAGUGUGCAUGCCCCUUCUCCCUAGGGCAAAACUUCUCCCAUCCAACGGCAAAUAAAUAGAACCAUCCGCUAUUAAAGUGCUGCAAAA